AUGUCAGCUUUGAGGGAAGCGAUUGAUAGAACUGAAGUCUACGAGUACAUGCUGUUUCUCACCUCAGGAUUCGGCCAGCCAGACUUCCAGAUGUCCAAAUUUCUUCAUGCCUGCAAGCUAUCCAAGGCUGGAUUUACUUCUCAAGCGCUCGAUUAUUGCGAGAUCAUCACUACAACGAUCUUCUGUAAUAAUCUGCUUCAAGAGAAGAAAAGAGAAAGACCCGAGUGGCUGAUGGAACUUGAGCAAAUGCUCCAAAACCAAACUCUUCUUUCUAGCUCUUCUGAUGAUGAGGAGCAGAAAUCAGCUGAGUCUCUCACUUCACCAUACGGUGAGCUUGAUUCAUGGUACAUUAUGGAAGGGGUGCUGGGGAGAGGAGGCUUUGGCACUGUCUACAGUGGAGUCCGUAAGGAAGAUGGUAAAAAGGUUGCCAUUAAAUGUGUCGCCAAAAAGCCACAGGCCAAAUACAUCACCAUUCCCGGAGAGACACGCAGCCUGCCUCUGGAGGUGGCCUUAAUGGAGAUGGUAUCCAAGCCUCCUCGCUGUGAGAAUGUGGUGGAGCUGCUGGAAUGGUUCGAGACGCCCACUUAUUUAAUCUUGGUAAUGGAGCAACCCAACCGCUGCAUAGACCUCCUAAAGUUCUGCAUAUGUGUUAAUGGUCCUUUGUCUGAACCGAUGGCACGAGUGGUUAUGCAUCAGGUGGUUCGAGCUGCUUGUCACUGCUGUGAGCGAGGAGUUUCAUCGCGAUAUCAAGGCCGGGAAUCUUCUGUUCAAUCCAGAAACUUUGCAGGUGAAGUUGAUCGACUUUGGCUGCGGUGA
Hemibagrus wyckioides is the source of this 816-nucleotide messenger RNA. RefSeq names its product probable myosin light chain kinase DDB_G0282429. Gene Ontology annotation, biological process: negative regulation of apoptotic process; regulation of mitotic cell cycle; protein autophosphorylation. Gene Ontology annotation, cellular component: cytoplasm. The record is from RefSeq and is a predicted model, not a curated record. Lineage: Eukaryota; Metazoa; Chordata; Actinopteri; Siluriformes; Bagridae. Gene Ontology annotation, molecular function: ATP binding; protein serine/threonine kinase activity.